AGUAGUGGAACGAGGCCAGUUUCCGGUCUCUGUAAACUUCGGCGAAGAAAUCGUGAACCGAGAUAGCACUCUCUAUAUAUAAUCCCUGGUUCUAAAGGUAGCUAGAAAUUUAAAAGGCGCGAAACCAAACUAGAAUCUUGUGGGAAAGAGACGAGAGAAAUCUAGAACAAGAAGAAGAAGAAGAAGGUUGAGAGAUGGGAGGGUGUUUUUCCGACGUGAAAGGUGGCAAGCAGGCCGUGGGAGGGGCCCAUCAUCAAGAGAGGCCCAUCAACAGGGACGCUGACUCAAACGACGCCGUUGAGCUCUUUAACCGCUCCCGAGGCGUUUUUCCACUGCACACUUCGCUCGAGUUAUCGCUGUCAGCAACUAACUUGCUUGAUCGUGACAUUAUGUCAAAGAGUGAUCCCAUGGUUGUGGUUUAUGUGAAGAAAGGACAUGGUAAGCUGGAGGAACUAGGGAGAACUGAAGUAAUACUGAAUAGUUUGAAUCCAGUGUGGAUUGAGAAAAUUACAGUUUCAUAUCAGUUUGAGGUUGUGCAGCCAUUGAUAUUCCACAUCUAUGAUGUCGAUACAAAAUAUCACAAUGUAAAUGUAAAGACGCUGAAGUUGGAGGAUCAAGAAUUUCUUGGGGAAGGCAGUUGCGUUCUUUCAGAGAUAGUGACCAAACAAAGUCGAAGGUUAACCUUGAAUCUGCAUAACAGAAGUGGGCGGAGAGGUUUGAGAAAUUUCGGAACACUCACUGUCCAUGCUGAAGAAACUAUGGCUUCGAAGAGUGUUGUUGAGAUAAAAUUCCAUUGUUCCCAAUUGGAAAACAAAGACCUCUUCUCUAAAAGUGAUCCUUUCUUAAGAGUAUCUAGAAUUGUUGAGAGUGGAGGUUCUGUUCCAAUCUGCAAGACUGAAGUGGUGGAUAACAAUUUAAAUCCAAUUUGGAAACCACUAUCCCUGAGUAUGCAGCAGUUUGGAAGCAAGGAUAAUCCAUUAGUCAUUGAGUGCUUUGAUUUCAACAGCAAUGGCAAUCAUGUUCUUAUUGGGAAACUUCAAAAAUCGGUGGCAGACCUGGAGAGAUUAUACAAAGAAAGAAGUGGGGUGAAUUUCGUCGUUCCAUCUUCUCAUGGUCAUGAAAAGGUUUCAAAGGGUCAGUUGUUUGUGGAUCAAUUUAAUGAGAAGCAACAGUUCAGCUUUCUCGAUUAUAUUUCCAGUGGAUUUGAGCUUAACUUCAUGGUUGCUGUUGACUUUACGGCUUCAAAUGGAAACCCUCAACAACAUGAUUCGUUGCACUACAUUGAUCCGUAUGGCCGGUUGAAUUCUUACCAGCAGGCAAUAAUGGAAGUUGGGGAAGUCAUUCAGUUUUAUGAUGCUGAUAAACGCUUUCCUGCUUGGGGCUUUGGAGGAAGGACAGCUGGAGGACCUGUAUCGCACUGUUUUAACUUGGAUGGAACUGCAACUGGCUUUGAGGUUGAAGGAGUUCAAGGCAUAAUGACUGCUUAUGCCAGUGCCCUACACAAUGUUUCUUUAUCAGGACCCACUUUGUUUGGCCCAGUGGUUAAUAGGGCUGCAGAGAUUGCUGGCAAUUCUCUUUUCCACAACAACAAUAAGUACUAUGUGUUGCUGAUCAUAACGGAUGGGAUACUUACAGACCUGCAGGAAACAACAGAUGCUUUGGUGAGGGCAUCUGAUCUUCCCCUCUCAAUUCUAGUAGUUGGAGUAGGAAGUGCGGAUUUCAAACAAAUGGAGAUUCUCGAUGCUGACAAUGGACAGCGAUUAUCAAGUUCAACAGGCCGUGUGGCUACCAGAGACAUCGUACAAUUUGUUCCUAUGAGAGAAGUGCAGAGUGGGCGCAUUUCAGCAGUUCAAUCGCUUCUCGAAGAGCUGCCUGGACAGUUCUUGAGUUACAUGCGCUGCAGAGACAUCAUGCCUCUCACUGACCGUGCAGCCCAAUCAUCUGCUCCACAACUUUAGAAUUGCACAAGCACAGCCUCGUAAAGUUCGUUGAAAUAUGCAAUCGAUAUUAAGCGCUGAUUACUUGGCAUAGGGAGACAACAAGGGCAGGAAUUCAGCAAUUAAAUGCUGAUUACUUGGCAUUUUUCCCUCCCUCCCUCCGCACACGGCCAGGCACAUUUUCUCUGAUCUACCUCUUCUUCCUCAUCUUUUUCAUCGUUUUCUUCUACUACUUGCUUUAUUUCUCCAAGAAUCCAAACCCCCCAACAUUUCAGAACCCAAAUCCCAACUAAUUUUCCAACCACCAAAAACUGUCGUUUCUCCACUAAACCAUCCUUUGCUUCUCUCCAGCUUCCAUUUUAACCAAACCUCCCCAAUUUUCCAAUCUCCAAUCCCAACCCGACUUGAUGGAGAACGUACUCGACCAAAGAAUCCCCUCUGCGAGAAUUGAUCCGAUCCAACCAACAUGGGGAGACUAAAAUGCUUUGGUCCUCUCAGAUUGGUUGAUGCUUAGCUUGGUAAUUAAGACAAGUAGCUGCAGGAAAAGAAGCAAAAGUAGCAGAGCCUAAGAAACCCAAAGAUAUUAAAAUCGAAUUUGACGAAGACGAAGAUAGAGAGCAAAAACUUGUGCUUCAGAAAAUGGUGUUUGUCGUAGAAGAGUGGGUAGCAAAACGGCCUCCAUCGUAGAAGAAAAUAGUUGUUUAGUGAAAAAAAUAAAAUAAUAAUUUAUUUAAAACAUAGAGAGACGAAAAUAUAAUUACACGCAUUUUUAUACGCGUAAUUGCAAUU
Messenger RNA from Rosa chinensis, 2726 nucleotides. Its product is annotated as protein BONZAI 3. Gene Ontology annotation, molecular function: calcium-dependent phospholipid binding. Gene Ontology annotation, biological process: cellular response to calcium ion. The record is from RefSeq and is a predicted model, not a curated record. Gene Ontology annotation, cellular component: plasma membrane. Bases 195 to 1958 code for a protein of 587 amino acids. NCBI's taxonomy places the organism in Eukaryota, Viridiplantae, Streptophyta, Magnoliopsida, Rosales, Rosaceae. The transcript has 16 exons.